This is a messenger RNA of Drosophila sechellia, 1631 nucleotides long. RefSeq lists its product as uncharacterized. Bases 271 to 1533 code for a protein of 420 amino acids. Lineage: Eukaryota; Metazoa; Arthropoda; Insecta; Diptera; Drosophilidae. The transcript has 4 exons. The record is from RefSeq and is a predicted model, not a curated record.
AACCAGUUAGACGGGCAGUUGGCAUUGCUUUUGGGGCGUUGAUAAGUGCGCACCUCUAGUCACCCACCUCGACGUAUGGUUGUUGUUGCUGUGCGUGCAGUGAAAUAAAAAUAACAUCGCGGGUCUGAAAUAAGAAAAACACUCUCGAUAAGGCAAGGCAACGCAAAACAGUUGCGCCGCACACUUCGGACCGGGCACAACGCCAAUUCACAGCCAAUCCGAUUCGAGCCAAUCGCCGCAGUGAGCUCACUCCGGCGGAAUCCCAGCGCCAUGCCCGAUAACAGCAAUAAAUUUAGCGCCUCCAGCGAUGUCCGCAUUCCGGCCUGGAUCAAUGAGGCCUACUUCAAGCGACUGCUCAAGCGGGAGUUUCGGGAGUUCCGGCGCAUCCUCAACCUCUCGAUCAUCCCAGCCACGCCGCCCGGAGAAACCUACACAUCGCUGCUGAUGCGCAUCGUCAUCGACAUCGAGUUGAAAGAUGGAUUCUCACAGCAAAAGUCGUACAUAGUAAAGACCAUGCUGGACGACGCCCAGGGAAAUGGUGGAUUCGUGAACACACUCAACAUCUUUCCAAAGGAGAAGAUGAUGUACGAAACGAUUAUACCUAAUUUGGAACAGCUCUACGAGGAAGCUGGGCUGAGUGUAAAGUUUGCACCAAAGUGCCACCAUGCGGAGGAUGUCAAAGGAAGGAUCUGCCUGGUUCAGGAGGAUUUGCAAACGAAAAAGUACCGAAAUAUAAAUCGCCUCAAGGGCUUCGACAUGGCCCACAUGCAUCGAGUGCUGGAAAAGCUGGCGGAAUUCCAUGCAGCAGGUGCCGUUUGGCGUCAGCGAAAAGGACCGUUUCCCGAUGAUUUUCAGAGGAUUUACCUACCCGCCAACUAUCAGAAAUCGAAAUCGUAUCAGGCGAGGCUCCAGAGCUAUAAAACUGCAAUAGCCAGUUGGGGUCUGGCUGAUCACGAACAGUAUGUGAGUCGCAUUCCCACGGCCGUCCAAUUUGUUCAAUCCUACGCCCGCUGCUUUAACAACAAUCCGCAGGAGUUUAAAGUUCUAAAUCACGGUGAUUUUUGGUCCAGCAACAUAAUGCUAAGCUAUACUCAAACUGGUGAUAUCAACCAGGUGCGUUUCGUGGACUUUCAACUGUGCAAGUGGGGUAGUCCUGCUCAGGAUCUUUGGGAACUCAUCAUAUGUUCGGCACGGCAUAGUAUUCGAAUACAAUACUUUGACUACUUCAUCAGGAUAUACCACACACACCUAGUGCGCUGCCUAAAGAUCCUGAAAUACGGCGGACGAAUGCCAAUGCUAAGGGAGCUGCAUAUGAGCAUGAUCAAGUAUGGAUUUUGGGGUUACUUUACCACCUUUACGCACCUUGUGUUCAUUCUGCUGCCACCGGAUACGGAAGCUAGCUUGGUGAAGCUUACGCACCCGGGAGAGGAAGGAGAUCGCUUCCGGUCCAAGGUGUACACAAAUCCACUCUACGUCCGCUCUGCUCUCAGCAUAUUCCCCUUUCUAAUUAGGCGUGGUAUUCUAGACUUUUGAAGCUGUUCAAGUCAUUAACUAUUAUAUGAACUUUUAUUAAAGACUAAAAAUGUAAUUAUACUUGUAGAUUUAUAUAUAUAUAUUUUUUACAAACUUAA